Messenger RNA from Cynocephalus volans (Philippine flying lemur), 6036 nucleotides. RefSeq names its product C2 calcium dependent domain containing 2 (gene C2CD2). The record is from RefSeq and is a predicted model, not a curated record. The transcript is spliced from 14 exons. Lineage: Eukaryota; Metazoa; Chordata; Mammalia; Dermoptera; Cynocephalidae. The coding region runs from base 279 to 2369 and encodes 696 amino acids.
GGCGCGCGGAGGAGGAAGCGCGCCUGGCCGCGGCCCCAGGAACUUCGCAGAGCCCGAGUGGGCAGCGCCGGCCGCGGGCUCCGCUGGCGUCCCGUGUCGCAGGUGUGCGGAGCUUGGACGCACUCCCGGGCCGGGGCCGCCGCGCCACCUCCACGCCCCACGCGAGCCCCGGCCGGCCGCGGCGGAUGUCCUGAGCUCGCCGGCCGUGGGCUGUGCACCCCGGCGCGGGGGCUGCUCGGGGAAGUCGGGGCGAGGCGGGCGGGGUAUGCGCCAUCACCAUGGCCCGGCUGCGCUCGUGGCUCUGUGAGGUCCAGUGGUUCGUCUUGGUGUCGCUCUUCGUCGCGGCCCUGGUCACCGUGGGCCUGUACCUGGCUCAGUGGGCGCUGGCUAGGGCGCGACCCCGGCCCCGGCGGCGGACGGCGGAGCCCGGCGAGGGGCAGCGCCCCGAAUCGGACGCUCUGCUCUCCUGGAUCCUGACGCUGAACAGCUGGAGGAGCCAGUGGCAGGCGGCCUGGGUGACCGCCCUGAACCACGAGGCCGAAAGGAAAGGGGGCCCACUGCUCCUGUCCUUUGAGGAGGACAUGCAGCAACAGCCCCUGGAGCUGGCAGUGCAGGACGUCUCCAGUGUGAUCAGGUCGGCCCAGGAGAAGGUGGUGGUCUGUCGCGUGGUGGGCCAGACCAUUCAGUUUGUGGUCAGCACGGAACCCGCCCCGGCCGCGGGCACAGGACGCCAGCUGUAUGACGUGCAGCUGUCCCCACUUCAUUUACAGCUGGAGCUACACAUGAAAGAAAAGAAAGAGGACAUCCAGAUUAGGUGGUCCUUUAUCAGCGUGCCUGAAAUGGCCAUUGAGAUCCAGCCCAAGGCCCUGGGGGAGGACCAGGUGGUCGAGACAAAUGCCAUAUCUGAAGCCCUCAAGGACAUUCUGAAGCAUCUGGUCAGUUCUGCCUCUCCGUCAGUGGUCCUGAGCACCAAGCCCACGGAUGCGAAGGAAGUCCAGAAUCUACAGUGUAUUUCACCUACUGCUCAGGAAUCCUGCCCUCCUAAACCUCCAAGGGCUCAUGAACUAAAAUUACUGGUGAAGAACAUCCGAGCCUCGCUGCUGAGUGAUCCUGGUGCUUCAGGCAACAUUAACCCAGUGUGCACAGUUCAGCUGAAUGAUCCUGUUCAGAGGUUCUCCAGCACCCUAGCAAAAAACACUACUGACCUCACAUGGGAAGAAGAAUUCACCUUUGAGCUGAAUGCCAAGUCGAAGGAGUUACACCUGCAGAUUUCAGAGGCUGGGCAAUCCUCAGAAGGUCUGUUGGCGAUGACGACGGUCCCUUUAGAUUUAUUUAAGAAGCAGCCUUCUGGACCACAGAGCUUCACGCUGACCAGUGGGUCCUCCUCCAGCAGCUCGGUGCUGGGUUCGGUCACUGCAGAGUUUUCUUACAUAGAACCUGGUGAAUUGAAGUCCUGGCAAGUCCCUCUCCCUGUUCCUGCCACGAAGAUAGAAAAGGACCGCACAGUGAUGCCGUGUGGGACCGUGGUCACUACUGUCACUGCUGUGAAGACCAAGCCUCGCUUUGACCUGGGGAGGGCAUCCCCACUGAGCUCCGAGUCCCCUGUGAAGACACCUGUCAAGGUGAAGGUGAUUGAAAAGGACAUCUCUGUCCAGGCCAUCGCGUGCCACAGCGCCCCUGUCAGCAAAACGUUCUCCUCUUCAGACACAGAAUUGUUGGUGUUGAAUGGUUCGGAUCCAGUGGCUGAAGUGGCCAUUCGGCAGCUCAGUGAAUCUUCAAAGCUGAAACUCAAGUCGCCGCGGAAGAAAAGCACUCUCAUCAUAUCAGGGAUCUCAAAGACCUCGCUCUCUCAGGACCAUGAUGCUGCCCUGAUGCUGGACUACGCGGCUUCUAUGGACAGCACCCGCCAGAAGGAUGUCCCGUCCUCGACAGAGGCAGCCGCAGCCUCUGCCCUGCCUGAGCCAGACGAGCCAGCCCAUGCCCCGGCUGCUCUCGAGCUCCAGGAGAAUGAACUAGACUCCUGGGACUUGGAAAGGGAGUCCCAGGCUGCUGCGUGGAGUGGCCCGGCCCUGCUGGACGCUGAUGGGGACGAGCUGUCUGAGAGCUCCCUGAGUGUCUCAGAGCCAGGUGCUGCCAAAAAGCAUAAAGGAGGAAUUUUAAGGAAAGGCGCAAAGCUGUUCUUCCGCCGGCGGCAUCAACAGAAAGAGCCAGGCAUGAGCCAGUCACACAAUGACCUUGUGUUCCUGCAGCAGCCAGAGGGGGCCCGGAGGAAGGGGACUACCCUCAGCAGGAUCCUGAACAGGAAGCUGCUGUCCAGGCACAGAAGCAAGAAUACCGUGAACGGCGCUCCUGUGGAGCACUGCACGUAGAGCUGAGGCCAGAAGACAUGGGCCCUCGUGAACACCAGGACACAGCCAGAGUGCCGGCCAGCUGUCAGAUGGCCCCGCUUUUCUAGCUUGUUUUUUUCCCCAACAAUCUAGUCUUUAAAAGGGAAAAAAAAAAAAAAAUCUGAGUCUCCAGCUAGGAGGCUUCCCCAAGAGAACUGACAAAGCCCAAUUUGCCACCAGAUGCCAAAGGAGACUUGGUAAUCCCACAGCUUGGGCUGUGCUCAGUCUAAGAGUUGAGGUUAAAUAUUAAAAGGAGGUUUACAUUGUGCAUGAAAUAAUAUACUCUAACGGACUGUGGAGGAGCAGGCUUGGGGAGUCAGUUUUACCCGUUCUAUACUCUAACAAGUAUUGUUUGGGGUCCAUGCCUGGACCAUGUUCCAAAGAGGAGAGGCCCUUCUGUGCUGUCACUGUGAAAAGAAGGGAUGGGUCACCUCUCCUAAUCUGCUGCUUCAAAUUAAAAAGUGCGCCUAGCCCUGAGUACAGGGAGGUGGGACAUAGGCAGGAUUUUUUGAUAGAGAAACUAUGACAGGAAUGGAAAUGCCCUGACAAAUAUAAGAAGACGCUGCCUUUGAUAUUAGCCAUAGAACGUGACACCUUAUGCAAUACUAAAUAUGUCCUUUGUACAUUACACUGAACACUUUUCUAAGUUUACUUUGAUCCUUCUUGCCAGUGGGAGAUAUAUGAAUUCUUAUGUGGUUUUCACAUUUUUCUCUGUCGUGUCAGAAGCUCUACUAAUACCGGUGGUGCAGUUGACGACGCAGAUAUUUUUUUCCUGUCUGGCAAGCCUGUCAAAUGAAGUUAGAAGCAAUAGUAACAGCUACUAGAACAUGGUCACUGCACACAAACAGGGUUUUUGCCAAAUAUUGCCAAUAGCCAAAACAAAGUACUCUGAGGGCAAUAGAGGAGGUUAUCUUGUGUCUCAGUUGUCAGUCUUAGGAAUGAAAGUUUGAUGACAAAUGGGCCAAACUUGCGUGAAAUUCCUUUGAUGAGCUCUGCAGAAUUCUGCUGUGAACAGUGCUCCUGGACACGUUUCGGGGUGCCCUUGUUCUGCUUUCUAGUGGAAAAGGUGAUAAACUCGGCACGGGACUUUGAUAUCUGUAUGCAUCUUUCAAACCACUUUCCUCAUCAGAAUGACUGUCUGCUUCUGUUCAUUCACAUUCUCACACUGGUCCACCCCUUUAGAACGUACCACUUCCAGUAGACACACUUAUUAAAGAGUGACUGUCACUGGAGUGAAAUGUUUUGACAGUUUAAUAAGAUUCAUUUUCCUCCCAAUAGGACUUUAAAUGCUGGUAUGAAAACCUGACUUCUGUCACGGAUGUGAAAUGGGUGAGUUCCUUCCUGCAGGCUCUUUUGUUAAUCCUGAAACAUUAAAUAUUUCAGGGAAUAGAGCCAUUGAUGAACAAAAAGCUUUAUAAAAACCAAAAUUAUAGAUUUUUUUUCCUUUUGAGGGAGAAAUUCAAAAACUAUAUUAGGAAUUUCACUUUUUCUUUUUCUUUUUUAAAUAAAGAUGACCGGUAAGAGGAUCUUAACCCUUGACUUGGUGUUGUCAGCCCCACGCUCUCCCAAGUGAGCCACGGGCUGGCCCUAGGAAUUUCACUUUUAAAGGCACAUUAAAAAAAUUCUUAGGUGUUCCAGGAAUUAUUAAGUGACUUUUAAAAUGACUUUUCCACCAUGCUUUGUUUUCAGAGAUUAUAUUCCGAUUUUAAUCAUUGUAAAAUAGCACCUGGAAUUCCAAAUAUCUGAGGGUACUUCCAAAAGAUUGUGGAAAAAUAGAAGUAAAAGAUAAUAUGAAUCUUUCCAUGAAUUUUUGGAAGUACUCUCGUGUAGUAAUACCAAGUUAGUCCCCAAAGUUAGUAAUCACUACAAGUCUUUUGGAACGGAUGGUCACUUUACUGUUUUGUUUUAUUUGAAGUAGUACUGCUCUUUGUCAUGUGGGAGAAUGAACCUGUGACAUAAGAAUUGGUUCUAAGAAAAUAUCAUGCAGCAGGAUUUCAGACACUGAUCACAAGUCUUUAAUAAUUGUUUUUUUUUUUUAAUUUUGAAAUUCAGGUAAACUCCAUUUAUUCGUGUUAAUCCAGAGUUCUGGAUUAAGCUUUCUCAAUCUCAAAAAAAAAAAAAAAAUGUUUUAAAUCAUCCCAUUCCCAGAUUAACCCAUACGCAUUCUGUUCACUGUUUAAUACCUACAUCUAGGGCUCCACUUCCUAUAGACGCAGUCAUGACAUCUAAUUACCUUUUCUGAAGUUCCAGACAACACUAACAUAGCAGGGAGUUUCAGUACGAGGAAAUGAAAAAAAAAAUUAGGGUAGCACUGGGAGGAAAGGGGCUGUAUUGAUACUGUGAAUGUUUCUUUUCCAAAAGCUGUGUAUCCAGGUUUGUUUUUUCAUGGUGUAGGGUAUUUAUGUUAAUGUCAUUACAUUUAAGGAUUGAUUAAAAUUAUACACCAAAUGCUGAAAAUACUAAUGUGUAAAUCAUCUUACCUCUUCUACAAGCUUUAGUCACUUGAGGGCUUUUGUUUUUGGAUUUUGUCUUGAUGAAAUGUUUGCAGGGUGGUAUUCUUAAAGCGAUUCCUCAUGAACACUGAUAUUAACGUGUGUCUGUAUCUCUGGAACCAGGUGCUCUCAUGUUGGUUUGAAUGAGCUCACAACCCUCCCAUCUGCUUUAAGGAUAUGUCUUGUUUUCUUUGUGGAGGAGUGAAAUGGAACUUUAAGGGGGGUGGGGGGUGGUGUGUGUGCGCAUUAAUGUAGCAAUAACAGAAGUAGUGGUUCCCUUGUUCCAGAUGAAAACCUGCUGUGAGGAAGAGGCUUUAGGCAGAGCACUUUAUUUUAAUCACGUUUCAAGUUUAAGUUCACAACCAGCCCUUGAUUCCUUGUGAUUGCUACUUGGCUAGUCACUGCCAACCAGUUACAGAUUAGGCACCCUUCUAGAUUGUUGCCAGGGUUUUACUGGCAACAUCUGUAGGAGAGAGUUGUGCAUUUUCUUCUUGAGCAGAAAGGGAAAGAUUAAUUUACACUGCUCCCACCAAAAGCGGGUGUUUUCUGGGUAAUAAAUUUGUGGCUCUUGAUCUUGAAACUUCAGAAUACAAGGUGGUGGGCGCUGGAAGUCAGAACCUAUAUCUCUGUCUGAUGGAAAACGGUCUCGGUACUGGCAUAGCGCUGAUGCACAGUCUCUCUGCAGCCCAAAACCAGUCAAGUUGUGAUUACCAAAGCAACUGGCACGGGGAAAAGGAUGCUGUUAAAUCUUACGACUCAAACUCAGGUUACAUUUAGUUCAUUAUCUUUAGCAUUCCUGUUUUAUGUGCAAAGAGAAUUCAAAACACAUUAAACUGCUCAGUUCAUCGAGCUCACGACUACACAGUAAUGUAUCAUUUGUAAUUGUGGCUUAUAGUUUGGAUUUACCCCCAAUGUCAUGUCAAACCGGCAUUUAAAAGAGAGGAAAGUGAAAGGUUUUCCAGGCCUGUGGACAGGUUUGGCUUGAUGCUGAAGUGAUACAUUUAAACGACAAUGAUUGUAUUCCUCGGUAGCACUUUAAAAACAGAUGACAGUCCUACACCAAGCCUUGUGCGGGGCUCUGGGUGGGUUCCCUUGGAGAGGGUGUGGCGGGAACAUGAGCAAUCUUUGAGAGAAAUAAAUGUGCACAUGGAACACUA